AUGGCGGCACCGCCCAGGCACGUCUCCAUGCUCUCCAUCAGCAACAGCAACGCCGGCACCCCCCAGUCCGCUUCAAGCGAUAAACCACAAACUCCGCAGCCACCUUCAACUCCACAGCAGGCCUCGGGUCUUCGUGUGCCUUCCAACCGCAAAACCAUCUAUGACAGGCAUCUCAACCGCAGCCGCAAUGCAGAGCUCAGCCGGGCGAGCUUCGCCUACCUUUUCGCAGAGAUGGUCACAUAUGCCCAGCGAAGGGUAACAGGUAUCCAAGACUUGGAAAAAAGGAUACCCUCUUGGUCUUCGCCUUCUCGACCUUCUAUUUUAUCGAUCUACCUCUACCUCCUCCUCUGCUCUCUCCAGCUCAUCGACAUCAUCAUCCCCACCAAACCGUCCUCUCCGGAUCCUCCCCCUCCUCCAUCUCAUCCACGGCCCACUAUGGAGACUCCUCUUCCAGCGCUCCGCCGAUGCCCUCGAACAUUCCUCAAUACUUAUAUCAGUGUUCCACGUGAGAUGAACAUGCUCAACUGCGCGGCAUACAUUGCCGGUGUCAUUGAGGGGGUCUGCGAUGGGUGCGGCUUCGAGGCCAAGGUUUCGGCUCAUAACCAACCUACGGAGAUGUGGCCUAGCCGCACGGUUUUCUUGCUACGUUUUGGCGAUAGCGUGAUGGAAAGGGAGAAGGUGCUUGAGCGCGCUGGUAUCAAAUAA
Messenger RNA from Penicillium cosmopolitanum, 705 nucleotides. RefSeq lists its product as uncharacterized. The transcript is spliced from 3 exons. Gene Ontology annotation, biological process: endoplasmic reticulum to Golgi vesicle-mediated transport. NCBI's taxonomy places the organism in Eukaryota, Fungi, Ascomycota, Eurotiomycetes, Eurotiales, Aspergillaceae. The coding region runs from base 1 to 705 and encodes 234 amino acids. The record is from RefSeq and is a predicted model, not a curated record. Gene Ontology annotation, cellular component: TRAPPI protein complex; TRAPPIII protein complex; TRAPPII protein complex.